Messenger RNA from Vidua macroura (Pin-tailed whydah), 1192 nucleotides. It is a transcript of the gene MCFD2, whose product is annotated as multiple coagulation factor deficiency 2, ER cargo receptor complex subunit. The coding region runs from base 54 to 569 and encodes 171 amino acids. The transcript has 4 exons. Lineage: Eukaryota; Metazoa; Chordata; Aves; Passeriformes; Viduidae. Gene Ontology annotation, molecular function: calcium ion binding. The record is from RefSeq and is a predicted model, not a curated record.
GCCAAUGGGCGGCGGAGCGGGCGGGGCAGCGCCGGGUCAGGGGUGAUCCCGGGAUGGUGUCCCGGGAAUGGUGUGCAGCCCGCGGCCAGCCCGGAGCCCGCGGCACGGCGGAGAGCCGCCCGAGGGAGAUCACAAUGGCCCAAAGGAUGUGUAGAACACAUUUGCUAUUCUGCUUUGCUUUGGCUGCAUUCUUCAUCUCUGCCCUAGCUGAGGAACAUGCAGGAGAGAGUCAACAUCCAAAUAUUCGUCUUGAUAAGAAUUUGGUACAAGAUAAAGAACACAUCAUGGAACACCUGGAAGGUGUUAUCGAGAAACCAGAGUCUGAGAUGUCUCCACAAGAGUUGCAGCUCCAUUACUUCAAAAUGCAUGAUUAUGAUGGCAAUAAUUUGCUAGAUGGGUUAGAACUUGCUACUGCUAUCUCACAUGUCCACAAAGAGGAAGGUGGUGAGCAUACCCAAGCAAUGAAGGAAGAAGAGCUGAUUAGUCUAAUAGAUGAUGUCUUGAGGGAUGAUGACAAGAACAAUGACGGAUUCAUUGACUAUGCAGAAUUUGCAAAAUCACUGGAAUAAGGGUUUGUUUCUCCUUCUAACACAUGAAAAUGUGAACCAGUAUAAUGUGAUUCAUUACUGUCUUAUAUCAACCUCUAUGUUGUGAGAAGGAGAGGUGUACCAGUUCCACCUAAAUUUAUUUGAAAGUUGUAUGUGUCAAGAGUUUUGCUAACUUGGAGUGAGAGCCAUAUUUGACUAAACAUAAUACGCAUUUGAAUAAUAAAGCAUGGAAGUGUCAAGAGUACUCACACAGGGUACAGCUGGCAAACUCCUAAGUAGCUCUGUAUGAAUACUAAAUAGAGUCAUUAACAUCUAAAUUUCAGGUUUUCAGUCGUUGGGUUUUAUAGUUCUUAUUUGCUUACAUCUUCUAUUUAAAAUUAUACCUAGAAAGCAAGAAUUGAUUACUGCAUAUAGUUGUAUUCCAAGGGGAAAUGCCUUUACCUUCUCUCUAAUUUACAAGAAAAUCUGUAGAUAAGUACAGGUGCUUGAAACAGUUUUAGAGGGAAAGCAUUUGAGUGUGGGUUAUGUUUGAGUUCCGCGUGACACCAUAUAAACUUAAACAAUCUUUGAAUAAAUUGAGUAUUUUAAAAUAUAUGUACUUCCUAGCAUAUCAUUACAUAUAAAUAUAUAUACAUAUGCCUUUC